CCCGACUUCCUGCCAACCUUCACAUUCUUAGAGAACUGAUAUACAGGACAGCGUCUCACUAACCAGUGUCGCGCUUACAUUUCACACCCGCAAGAUGGCAGCGACUGCCAAUCACCGCGCCAAAGGCACCCGCGUCAAGGAGCCACGCGUCAAUGGAACGACUGCCAACGACAAGGAAAACGUCUCGCGGCAGAAGGUGAAGAAACAGAAGAAGCGCAAAGAGGCUUACAACGUCAAUGCUAUCUUCGACCAGGCCGAACGUGAGCGCAAGAAUGCUCACCGCGAGAGCCCUCGUGAUGUCCUUUCACCAAAGUUCACUGGUGUGGAGAAAGCGUCCCUCGGCAAGUUUGGAGUGUUCUCUCGCGUGAAGCAGAAGGCAGAGACGGGCGCGAGGAACCAGUCGGUUUCCACUCCCGAUGUAGAGGCCUUACAUGACUUCGCCAAGCAGAAGAAGGGCCUGCCGCAGUCCUUCGGUAUUGUUGAGACUCUCGAGCCGUACAUUCAAGAAAGCACUUCAGCUUGGGCACGCAAAAUGGAAGACUCUCGCAAGCAACUGGACGCAGCACGAAAUGGCGUAGAUCCCGCGACCGGCCGCUCACUGAACAAGUCUGGUGUUCCCAGCCGAGAGGAUUUUGAUGCUCUCGCUCAAGAGAUCGAGGAGACCAAUCGGCCGUUCGAAGACGGACAUCUCAUGAUGCGAUUCAAGAAUCCAGACGACCCAGCGAAUCACAUCAUCAAGGAAGUACGCAUUGGGGACAUCACUGACAGAUUCUUCAAACGCUGCGCUCAGCACAAGGUCAAGCAAAAGCAACUGGACGAAGAGCAUGAAGCCAUCGAGGAAGAAAUCGCCCAGCUGAAGCAGGAAAUCAUCGACGAUGCUGCCAAGGCUGCCAAAGACAUGGAGAAGCACGCGAGGGCUCUCGAGGAGGAAGUCGCAGCGAUUGAGGCCGAUGCCAAGGCUGAACGCGCUGAGCUGAAGGAACAGCAGAAGAAAAAUACUGCCUUGCUGAAUAAGAAAAUUCAGGAGCUUGUCGACAUGUUCUGA
This is a messenger RNA of Cercospora beticola, 1045 nucleotides long. RefSeq lists its product as uncharacterized. NCBI's taxonomy places the organism in Eukaryota, Fungi, Ascomycota, Dothideomycetes, Mycosphaerellales, Mycosphaerellaceae. The record is from RefSeq and is a predicted model, not a curated record.